GUUGGUUGCCGUUGGAAAUAGUUGUGAAUGUUUUAUAUAUUUUUCUCAUCAUUUAGCUAAACUCGGGGGUUGUCUUUUUUUUGAAAGAAAUUAUUUCGAGGUGGUCUCGGGAUCCACUUGUAUGGAGAUUCCUGUCUUCGGUUUCGGUUUCUCCCUCUUUUGAUCCGCUUCACGUGGUCCCCGGGACUCGCUUACAUCGCAGCCGGGGGAACGUGUCGGAAGGCCGGGGAGCGAUCUGCCCAAGACCGAGGCUCCGAUGUGUGCAGUAGGCCUCGGCUGUGAAAAUGCAGUGACUGAUAGUACUAUCUGCAGCUGUUAACAUGUCAAGUACCUCACCCGGAAGGCAGAAACGCAAGGAGGAAAUUCAGAAAGGCCUACAUUUUAUUCAAUCUCCCUUGCCUUAUCCAGGAAGUCAAGAUGAAUAUGAGACGUUUCUGCACCAGCUGGUUAAAAACUUGCUGGAGGAAGGUAACGGGCUGUACAGAGAAAAUGAUUAUAAACUGGCCCUGGCCCAGUACAUAGAAGCCUUGAACGUAGCGCAGUAUGCAGAAUCCGAUGAGGUGGUAAUCUCGCAGCGUCUGCUCGAGAAACUGUAUGUUAAUCGAGCUGCCUGCUACUUCAGUAUGGGUGUGUAUGAGAAAGCUUUGGAAGACUGUGAGAGCACACUAAAGCUCAAUGAAACUAACUACCGGGCACUUUAUCGGAAAACACAAGCACUCAAUGCGCUAGGAAGGCAUAAAGAAGCUUAUGAAUGCAUUGCCAAAUGCUCCUUCGCUGUUCCACAGGAUGAAAAUGUCGUGAAAUUGACACAAGAACUGGCACAGAAGCUGGGGCUGAGGAUCCGUAAAGCAUAUAUCAGAGCUCAGCAAGACAUGGAUACAGUGGGUCUGAUAGAGAUUGGCCAUUCAGUGAACAGUAGUCAGGUCUCCAUAAAUGGUACAAGUGGCAUUGAUGAUAUAGAAUCAGGUUCACCUUUGGAGCUUCCACAUCUCCCUGUUCCAGCCACUAUUCCUGCGCCUGUCAGUGAAGUUUCAGUCCCCAUUACGUCAGUUCCUGUUAGCAUCCAGCAAUCACAGACCCAUCCUGCUCUGCUGAAACCCCCUGUUGGUGAUGGGGUCUCUCUCUCAGUGCCCGAAACAACAGAGGAAUUUCCAGAUGAGGAGAUCAUUGGAGAAGAACUGGACACGUUGUUGGAUUCUAUUGGGGAGACAAGUGAUUUUCCCAUGACCUCUGUGGCUGGAACUAUUCCAACAAACCUACCCAAUGACAUGCCACGGUUACUGCCCAUCUUUCGCACCGGUAGCCCAGUCCUCCCAUCUGCCGUGAAGGGGAACAUGGGCCAAAAGGUUUCACUCCCAUCGGCCUAUCCCAUGCUUUCUGUCCAGAAGAUGGACUCCCUUGACAGCAUUGUUCCGAACACAAUUGUAAAUAGUUUGGAUUCCUUGGACUUACUCCCUGCGACGGAAUCUCGGCCUGCUUCAAGACCAAUGACACCAAACAGCAAUCAAAGCACCUCAAGCAGCUUUGCAUUGGGUAAGCAAUCCAACAGCCUGUCCUCCUUGAGCAGUUCCUCAACUUACCUCGGACUUGUGCGAGGAGACAAUGGGUUGUCCUUGUCAUCAUCAUCACCACUGACAAAGAACCCACUCAGUGACACACAUGACCUGCGCCAGGCUUGCAACAGCUGCUUCAUUAAAAUAGGCAUUAAAGCAUUAGAUUUUAAUUAUAACCCUGACCUGGAUCACAAGUGUAAGAAGGAUAUAUUGAUUGGAAGAUUGAAAAGUUCAGCAGACACACGGUGGAAGAAAAUCAGGCCUCGGCCUACCAAGAAUAAUUAUGGGGGACCGUAUUACAUUUGUAAAGAUAUUGCAAGUAAAGAAGAUUGCAAAUAUGGGGACCAGUGUACCUUUGCUUAUUGCCAGGAGGAGAUAGAUGUUUGGACUUUGGAACGUAAAGGAGCCAUAAACCGUGAGCUGCUCUUUGAUCCCCUGGGGGGUGACACAAGAGGUGGCCUCACAGUAGCUAAACUGCUGAAGGAACAUCUUGGCUGCUUCAUGUUUCUUUGUGAGGAAUGUUUUGACAGUAAGCCCAGGUUAAUAAGCAAGAAGGCUAAGGAUGGCACAUCACUCUGCUCUAAACCAGACGCAAAGCACAACUUUGAAGAUAAUAAGUGCUUGGUCCACAUGCUGUGUGGCACAACCGUUAAGUACUCCAAGAUCCGGCAGUACCAGGAUCACUGCCUGUUUGAUGUGUGCCGGCACGAAGUACGUUAUGGGUGCCUACGGGAAGACACCUGUAACUUCGCUCACAGUCUCAUUGAGCUCAAGGUCUGGGUGAUGCAACAGUGUUCAGAGAUUACACACGAAGAGAUUGUACGGGAGUCUGCACAGCACUGCUUGAAUGUGGAAACCAGCGCAAAUCGAGCCCAGGUGCCAUCUGGAUCUGGCAAGGUAGCCUCGCUGGGCAUGAAGAUGAAAUUUGUUUGUAGCCAGUGUUGGAGGAAUGGGCAGGUCGUUGAACCAGACAAGAGCCUCAAGUACUGCAGUGCCAAAAUACGACACGGAUGGACCAAGGAGCGGCGGGUAAUGUUGGUGAUGUCAAGUGAGCGGAAGAAGUGGGUUGCUAUCCGCCCAUUGCCUUCCUGCAGGAACAUCCCACAGCAGUAUGACUUGUGUACACAUGUUGCAAAGGGGAAAAAGUGCCAAUAUGUUGGAAACUGCUCAUUUGCCCACAGCCUUGAGGAGCUUGAUGCCUGGACAUACAUGAAGGAAACUAAAAUGUAUGACAUGCAGCAAGUGUAUGAGAUGUGGCUGAAGAACCAGAAGCCAAUGAUGACUGGGGAGCCCACUGAACUCAACACUAAGCAGAGCGAGAAGCAGAUCCACAUGCCCACCGACUACGCUGAUGUGGGGCAAAUUGGCUACCACUGCUGGCUUUGUGGGAAAAAUAGCAAUAGUGAGAAGCAGUGGGCGAAACACAUCACAUCCGAAAAGCACAAAGACAAGGUAUUCAACUCUGAGGAUGAUCAGAACUGCUGGCAACAUCGUUUCCCUAUGGGAGAGUUCAAACUGUGUGAGAGACAAAAGAAGAAAUCCUGUCCAGAUGGUGAUAAAUGCCGAUUUGCCCACAGCCAGUCAGAGCUGGAAGAGUGGAUUGAACGCAAGGAGUUAAUGAAAUUGAAAUUUGCCAAAGCCAGGAAGGACAUGCUGAUUGCACCAGAUGACAGUGAUUUUGGCAAAUACAGUUUUUUGAUGAAGGACUUAAAUUAACAGAUAAGACCGGUUCACUUUAAUUGUUGCUACAACCCUUUUAAAUUCUAAAGAGAAGAAAAUUGCUUUCGGUUAAAUGAUGGGUACAAUCAUGAACCGUGACCUCAUUACACCGAGGUAAUUCCUCUUGCCUUGUGUGCUGCGUUUUUCUCUCGUGUUUAAAUGCAGCUGUAACAAAGGCAGGCACAGCUUUAAAUCGAGACAGAAAGGAAAGUGCUCACAGCUGUUACAGAUGUGUUGGAUCUUGCUGGGGUUAGGCAGGGUGGGAGACGAGGGUUUGGGGAUCUGUGUACAGUGACAGAUUGGCUUAUGAACCCACAUUACAUUAGACCCAUAGGGAUGGCUUCAUGUGUUUAUAUGAGGCAGAGCUGAGCCAUAGUGAUGAGAAACUCAAGAGGAUAAAUGCACUGAGUUAGCUGAGGGCAGAUGGUGUGACAGAAUAGUGAAAGGAACUCAAAUGGCAUGAAGGACAGAGACCAGGAUUUCUACUGAUGGAUGACUUCCAAUAUUUAGUUCCUAGUCUGUGGCGCACGAUUAUGACCAUCAUGCAGUCAUUAACAAGUAACACUGUCAUUUCUAACCAAUGGGUGGGCUUAUCCCUGCAAAGGGGCAGUAUUGUGGAGAGGAGGGGGGGGCUGAAAUUUUGCAAUAAUCUUUGUUGAAGAAUCACAAUGAGAAAAUUAACUCCUAAUCUCUCUCAGUAUGAGAUACGGCCAGAUAGCUUACAUUUUCAAUUUUGUAUAUUUAUCUCCCUGUAGCAGAGCUGUUUGGAAAACAAUGUGUUGUAGCCCAGCAAAGUGGUUGAUGUACCAUAGAGCAGUCAAUCCAGUGAUAACACUGAACUGAUUAGGCAUUUGCCCACUGAGCUGCUUUCACAGAAUAAAUGGGGCAGUUUAUUACAGGUUUCAACCAAUACCCAAUCCUGUUGCCCCUCUCCCAUUUCCUUCCCUAUAGUUUGCUGAUUCCUGCCAAUAUCCUUCUACAUAGACAAACAGAUUGGUCGUUCUUAAUGUGUGAACUCAGGCUCUGAGGUUGGGAGAACAUAAAGCUGGUUACUGUAUUCACCAUGUACUUAUACGUGCUUCGUGAUAAAACAAACAAGGCGAAUCCUCUGAGUAGCAGCCAGAAGGAGAAACUCUGCCCAACUUUGUUUUAAUCCCCCCUUCACCUAGUCCAGCGGGAUUGAGGCAUGAAGCAAAGUAUUGUCAGCACAAGAUCUACCCAACUCAGCCAAGCCUUCCUGGUCCUGUCUGUCUCAGUAAUGUGUUGGUCACAUCGACCAGGUCACUAAGCAAUGUUUGGUUCAUUAAACAGAAAGAUCGUGAUAUAGAACACCUUUUUAAACACUGAAGCAAGAGGAACUAAAGUUGACAUUCUGAAAGGGUGAAUUAAAUGAACCAAACUAUCUUUAUCAUCCAAAUGUACCUGUUGAUUUUAAUUAAAAUGAAAUGGAAGGAGACAGCUUAUUCUCAGUCAGGAACAUUUCUCUCUUCCGCCACUCCCACCAAAGGCACUUUUGCUUUGAAGUUUGGUCGGCUCCUUUUAAUGAACGUUUACAACUGGGGAAAUCCAAAUCAAUUUGUACAGAAAAUAUCGUAAGAUAUCAUUUAUUUCAACUGGUGUCAGAGUUCAGGAUACAGCUGUCUCUCUCUUUCUCUCUUUUCUCUGUCACAAACUUCAAUUUGUGUUCUUUGCUAAAUACCGGCCAAUUCCCCCAUCUUCCCAGCCUGUAUAUUCACUGCUUCUGUGUAAGGCUUCACACAAACCUGCUCCUGUCUCUCCUUAUCUCAAUCUAUCAGCAUGUCCUUCUGUUCCUUACUCCAAUUCGUACGUUCAUAACGUCUAUUCUGUUCACCUUCACAGUAUUCCCCGUGAAAGUGAGUUUCACAUUUUAACCAUCCUCCGGAUGAAAAGGUUCCUCCCAAAAUUCAUUUUUAAUUCAAUAAUUUUGAAAAAUAUAUUUACGAGAUCUAGAAUAAGACGUCACAGAAGUGGAAAUAUACUUUGCUGCAUCUGCCGUAUUGGUUUUUUUGUCAUUUUAAAUUGUGCCACCGAGAGAAAAGAGCUAUCUGUGAAACUACAGAUAUGAAUUGAUACAUUAUUGUGCGCAUAUUGUCAGACAUCACUACUGUAAACUUCUCUUUAUGUCAGUGUUCCGAUGCUUCCCUCUAUUUCAUUUGCACUACUCCUAUACUGUUGAUUCAAAGUGAAAUAUGAGGACUUACUGUGAUGUCUACUUUUAAUCACUUGGUCCUUUAAGUCUCAUUCGUUCACAGCCUGACCCAAGGCUGUCUUAAUCAAAACCAAACUAAUACACAGUGCAAUAUGAAAUGCUUUUGUUGGAUAUUCGUAAUGUAAUUCUCCAGUGCACGAGAAAGUGUAACAUUACGAAAGUAUCUGAUAUUUCAUGGAAUAGUGUGGACAAUGAAGUGCAAGGAAUGAGGAACUCCUUCAGUGCUAAACUUUACCCUGAACUAGAAUGGCUCAUUGUCAGGCCAUAUGUGGACUUGUGCAGAGGGAGUGAUAGAAUGAGGAGACGGUCCAAAGCAGAGUCAAAGAGGAAGAUAUUUAAGAAGGCAGGGAGGGAGAAUUAGUGAGGUGAAGUAACCUUACGAUGAAAGCAAAUGUGAACUUUGGAUCAGCCCUAAGCCUUAAGCCUUGCACAAACUUGUGAGGGAAGCCCCUCGAGCCUGUUCUACUGUUGUUUGCAAUGGUUUAGCCAUAUCUUAACUCUGUUUAGUCAGCUUGAUUCUGUGAGCCUUAACACCCAUUGUUAAAGUGUCCAGGUGAUGGUUUUGAACCAGCUGAUGGUUUGUUCUUGCCAGGAGCAACAGGCAAACGGACCAACAAAUCCUGUUCCCAGACCUGCGGCGAGAGCUUUGAUUGCGGUCAGUGUUAUAGUUUGUGGGAAGUGUUUAUGUACGUGGUGCUUAAGGAACAAGCUUUAUCACGAUGCCAAUCACCUCAGGGAUCGACAUUAUCACCACAGAGGGAUUUCUGGCAAGGAAAUCAUGCUAACCACUGUUCAGCCACCCAGUGCUCAAUGCAGGAGGUUGUAAACUCUCACCCUGAAUCGUUUGCUAUCAUGAAACUAUUUAACAUCCUAUACUUACAAUAGAACCCCAAAUCUUCCCUAAUAACAAUACAUUUUAUAUUGUUGGUGUCUUUAUUUUUUCGAGUUACAGAUUUUAGGAACAGACAAAGAUUGGGGACCUGCCUUGAAUGUUUCUCAUAUGUGCUACAAGCACUUUGGUCUUAUUGAACAGGACAGCUGAGUUCUCCCGUUGGUACAAAACCAACUUUCCCAAAAUGUGUCUCAUUGUCUCAUUUAUUUACCUGGAUGUCAGGUCAAGUUGACACUGUUGGACUGGAUGUAUUUGCAAAUUCUGUUGGCAAGACAUAAGGUUUGGGGAUGAAUAGGUGCUGUAGACCCUGGGUAUUGAGGUGAGGCAAUGGAUUAUAGGCUGAUCUGUUCCCCUCCUUCCAACCUGCUGAAGUGUAGAAGCCAGCAAAUACUCACUUUGGUAGGAUUUCUGAGUCCAAGCUUUUACAUUAAUUACUGUUGGCGUUGGCAGGACAAAGGAUCAUGCUGUCAGUCCUGAAGUCUUGUUUUGUUAGUGAUAUUCGCUGGAAACCAAGACAAUGGGGUCUUUGCCUCACCUAAGGUUGACAGCAUUCCAGGAUUCUCCAGGAGGUACAGGACAAUCUACAAGACACUGCUACUAUCAAACCCAGGAGAACAUUCACAGGCGUGUUUCAGGAAUAAGUGAUGGCUCUAUUUGCCACCUUCAGUCUUCUUUACAUUUUGCUCGGUGUCAUUCAUUAGCUUUAUUUGUUGAAGAAGCUGCAGUCUUGCUGACAUGUGUACACUGGCAGGGAGCAUGCUGAAACAUUUGACACGUUUCUUCUACAUCUCCUUCUGGAGGAUUGAGUUAUUUUUCAAUAAUUAAUCAGUUUUGACAUGAUUAAGCAAGUGAGGAACCAACUUAUAUUCCAUUUGGUCUCGUAACUAAUCAGGGCCAUUAAACGUUUAGAUUGGCCCUCGACUCAUUUUAUAAUUGUGAUCAACUUAGAUCUUGCAAUUAAAGUGAACCCCAAAAAUCUUACACCUCUGACUGUGAUGCUCCAUAAUUAAAAUUGCUACUAGUAAACUUAGUUCAAAAAGAAAUAUUAGACUGAUGUUUAAGCAAUUGGUAUGUGUAGUUGAUUUUGCAUAAGAUCAGGUAGGUUCACCCAUUCAGCAGUGAGACUAUGUGUGUGUGUGUCAGACAGAGAGGUUGGUGGGACAUAAGGCAUAGUUGGUAACUCUGGCCCUUACUCUAGGCAGAAGCAAGGCUCCUGCUUCUAAUACAAGUGUUCAGCUUACAGUACAUAAAAAGAUUCUCCUGGCAGGUGACAGAAUCCUAUUUACAAAGAGAGGUUUUGAAAAAUGGGGUGCAUCAUUGUGGCAAAGUCCCCAGUCACUAUCCUCCACUUGAGAUAUUGCCCAUAGGGGAAUGGAACACUUCCCUGUUUUUAUGUAUAUUAAUUAAGACAUUUAAAUACAUUGCUCGCUAACAUUUAAUAAGUUAGUUAAUAGAUAAGCCUGGUUCAGUUAAGUCAUUUUUGCUGCAACCAUUUACCUUAAACUCUUUCUUAAAAAAGGUUGAGAACUUUGGAUGUUAUGUCGUUAGUAAUAAUAGCUCAAGACGUGCUUUCUUCCAAAUAAUGUUAUGAAUAUUAUAUUGUUGAUGAGGUUAGAUGGAUGAUAAGAAUUGAACUUAAAUUAUAACAUGAUAUAUCAUGAAGAAAAGCGGGAUAAUGCUAAUCAUUUUCCAUUAAUCUUAAAGCAUUGGUUUGUGUUUGGCUAGUAAUGAGAAUGCAAGGCUUGAUAGAAAUUAAUGGGGGGCCUGAAAGGAAUCCGAAGGAAAUCUGGUAAAGUUAAGGAGCUGCCUUGGGAUGUUACAUUUGGCCUCUCCCCUAGGAUUCCUAGCCACUUUGGGUGAACUCCUGCAGGAAGGCGGAGGUGAGGUUAAGAUUUUACUCGGGGAUGUCCACUGUAGUCGGAUAGCUGGCUGGAUUAAAUGUGAGAAAACCCCCACAUGUAAGGUAGCCAGCAGACCACCUGAAUCCCAUGGGAUUAUCCCCCUUUUCAACCCCAAGAGGAAACCAUGACCGAUGAAGAGGAAUGUACAGGACUCAGCCAGGAAUGGACAUAUGAUUGAUACAGCCCAGGGUUGCACAGCAGCCCUUACUGGUUCAUUUCAUUGCACUGGUCUCCUUUUGAGAGACAGACUGUAGGAUAAAAGCUAAUACAGUACAGCAGGCUGCACUCUUUACACAAAUGUUGUGUUUGCUUCGCUAGAUGAUGAUAAGGAGAAAGAGGAGAGUGACAAAUUUCAAUGUACUAUUGCAUUACAAAUGUAAAGAAAAUAUUUUAAACUCAGUACCAAUGUGACAGUUAAGGUUUGUUUAGACAAGGGGUAUUUGAUGAGUAGCAUGAAUUAUGAAUGCUUUGAUAAAGUGAGAUUAUUAAAGCAAAGAAAGUUCAAGAAGAGAUUUGAUCAAUGUAGGGCACGGAUUUAACGUCAUCAUUAAAAGAUUAUGAGAAUAUUUUUGAAGAUGUUUAUUGAGUUAGGAAACUCCACUUCCAGAAUUUACAUUUGCUUUUAAAAUGGAAGUGGACAAAUAUUUUGUUUUCGAAGGGUAUGGGGAGAGGACAGCAGAAUGUGACAGAGUGGACUGCUCCUCGAGAGAACCACACGCCCCACAUUGAUGCAGUGUCCUGUGCUGGAAGUAUAAGGGGCCAAACAGCAGCUCUCCCCACACACCCCCAAUUCCGAUUCUGUCACAAAUCCCAGAGUCACCUGAUUUCGUGCUGCUUAAAUGUUGUCCUGAUCCCCCUGUCACCGAUAGGCUUGCUGGUGAAAGUCCACGUGAAUCUUUGAAGGCUGUUCGAGGGGCCAGGGCAUCAGGGAACUGGAGAAACUAAAGAAAUGAAAAGAGCAUGGGGACCAUCGUAACCCUGCUGUGAUCUACCAUCCAGAAGUAAAUAGGGACCGUAGGAUUGUAAACACUGACUGGGAGGCUCAGCAGUGUAACCCUUCCCACGCCCCAGACUAUUUAAACACUGAGGCCAAACGUAGCACCCCAACUCCAGACCUGAGGUUUGCUUGCUCACUCCGCUGUUGCAGUACCAAUUUGGUGAAUAACCCAGUGGCAGCAGGUGAAAAGCAGGUUUUGUUUCUCUAAAGUUCUUAUUUCUAAACUGUUGGAUUCUGAGGGCCCCAAUUCAAGCUGCAUUUGAGAGAGCGUUGCUGACCAGUGAGGCUGUGAACAUGACUAUGCUGAAUACUGGUCAGACCCGUGAACUGGGACAGGAGCUGGGGCAGGGGGAGAAGUGGGCGAUAAGGGAAAGGAAACAAAAUAAGAUAAAGAGUGGGAAUGAGGACCCUCUUUCUCCCAGUCAUUGAUGUUUGGAACGCCUGGAUUCUCAUUUCAGUCAUUCUGCAUAAUUAAGAUCAUGUUUACAUGUUUUUAUAUAUAUAUAGAUACAUAUAAAAUACAAACAAGUACCUUCAUAAUGUAUUGGGGCCCUCAUGAUUGUACAAGAUGUUAAUGUUCUUUGUUUCAGAUGUCUUCUACGAAGAGAGCAUGUGAACUCUGGGGUGACCCCUGAUCAAAAGCGGAGAGUAAAUAUAAUGAUUUGUUGCAGGCCUGUGUUGAUGCAGAGUCUGCUUUAGGUGAAUAACUUAGUGUAAAAUCAUGGCAGACCAAUACUUCAAAUAAUUUGAACAGAAUUAUGGAAACGAGAGUGAGCCGUGAACUGUAAUUUUGCAGUGGGUCAAGAUAGUGUUAUUCAUCUGACUGUACUUGCAGAGAAGCCUGCUUUAAUGAUCACUUGGAGCCUGAACUACAUCCAUCUGAUUUAGCCAGUUAUCAUCCAGUACAGAGGGAGGCCAUUCAGCCAGCUCUUUUGAAAACCCCACACUUAUGCUGGGGUUUUACCCUAAAACGUAUGAUUCUCUCCAGUGUCUUCCAAGUAUUUUUCCAGUUUCCCCUUGAAAAUUAGUGAAUCUGCUUCAAGAUUUUAAUAACCCAUUCCAUUUUUGUUUUAAAUCUCCUUCAUCUUUGCUUAUUUUGCUAAUAAUCUCUGCCGUCUCUGGUUUGUAUAGUCUGUCCAGUUCCUUGAGCACUCUGGAAACUGGAGCUGAAAAGUAUUUUGGGAAGUUGGGAAAAGAAAAUGUGAGGUCCAGCUAACUGGUGAUUUCUAGAAGGUCUUGGUGCAAGUUGAAAUCCUUCCAUCUGCCAGAGAUGAUGGGGGAAUGGAGCCUCAGACCUUUGGCAGAGUUCAGGAUCCAUUGACAUCUGCUGGUGGCUGAGUCAUCCAGUUCUGAAAAGGCUGCCACACAAAUCCCUUGGCCGCAGUGCAGAAUGGUCUCUGUUGAUGUUGCCUUUGCCAGGCUGUUAUCUGCUUCUGAACUUCUUCCCCAUAUCUAAUGCCACUGUUUGUAUCCAUCCGUCAGCUAGACAGUGUGUCUUACCAGUUGUCACUGGUUCCCUCUGGCCUGGUUUAAUCCAUGAAUAAUGCUCUGGGUGCAAGAGAGCAUCAUCAUGUCUAUUUCUCGAACUCCCGACCCCCACCCUCGUCUUCCUAUUUCUACCCUGUCUCUCUUUUCCCCAUUCCCCUGGCCUGGAUUCUGGCUGAACAGUCCAGUAAUGGAUUCAUCCUAUUGCAAAGAUCACAAUUUUAAGUUCAACCACACAGGUGUCCAUUUGAUGCAGGUUUGCCUGUAAGUUCUAUAUGUAUUAAUGGGAGAGUUUUGCAAACAAGUGUAUUUUGUUGAAACAGGGGCUUUAAUCUCCAAUUUUGCUGGUUUUAUUCUGUAGGCACGUUCCCAUUAAGAAACUUCUCUUUCAGUUUAAUAAAAGUGUUGUUUUCCGUG
This is a messenger RNA of Chiloscyllium plagiosum (whitespotted bambooshark), 11194 nucleotides long. Lineage: Eukaryota; Metazoa; Chordata; Chondrichthyes; Orectolobiformes; Hemiscylliidae. The record is from RefSeq and is a predicted model, not a curated record.